Molecule: messenger RNA, 1617 nt
Organism: Durusdinium trenchii
Lineage: Eukaryota; Dinophyceae; Suessiales; Symbiodiniaceae
Source: the annotation of a GenBank genome assembly
GAGGCCGCAGGGGCCUCCGUAAUUUGUGGUGACACAGGCGCCAUGAUGGUCUUUCAACACGUGGCGCGCAAGAAGACCAAACUGCCAGUGAUCCUGAGCGCCUUGCAUCUCCUACCCACUGUGACGGGCUCCCACAGCCAUGAUGCGCAGGUCGCGGUCUUCACCGAACAUCGGGGUGCGUUGGAGGUGAUGAAGAAGCUCGUUCAUGAGGAGUAUGGCAUCGAUCUGGAGGAUAGUCGCUAUAUCAUCGUGGACUGCACGGAGAUUCCGGGCUUUGCGACACACGACGAUGCUGAGAUGGAAGCUGGCCUGGUGGCAAGGGCGCAAAGGGUCCUGCAAGAGCACCCUGAGGUCCGCGCCUUUCUGCUGGAAAGCACUCGACUGCCGCGACACCUGGCGCACGCCGUGAGGAAAGCCACUGCCAGGCCAGUCUUCGAUGCUCAUCUUUUGUGUGACUUUUACAUCGAUAGCCAUAUGGACAAUCCGCGCUUUGGGAAGAAAUCGCAUGAGCCGAAGGCGAAGCCUUGGGUGUCGCGCCUCGCCAGCUGGGCCAAGAAGGUUGGCAUGAAGGCCUACACGAGCUGGGAGCAUGCGAUCAAGCCGCCGAAGGCCGUGGCGGCUGUGGGGGUGAAGUUGGGUGUGAUCCGCUUGGACUACCACUACCCACCGGCCCGUGGGGAUGUGGAUCAUCCAGGCAGCUACGGCUAUGAGGUGCACUACCACAUGGUGGAGGGCCUGACCUUUGAGAUGUGCCAAUCGGGGAAGCUCACGCCGGAAGUGGAGGCCGCCUUCUUGCACGGCUUGCGCACCUUGGAGUCGAAAGGUGUCUCCGUCAUCACCGGGGAUUGUGGCUUCAUGAUGUGGCUCCAAGAGUUGGCCCGGAAGAACACCAAGCUCCCAGUCAUCAUGAGCUCGCUGGUGACUUUACCUGUUCUCACCAGCUCCUAUCACCACGGAGAGAAGAUCGCCAUCUUCACCGCGAAUGGGCAAUCACUCCUCACUAUGGAAGAGCUCAUCAAGAAGGAAUGUCGCAAAGAGGAGCAGCCCUUUAUCUUCGUCGGCUGUGAGGAGGUGCCAGGCUUCGAGGCCGUGGCCUUGGGGCAGAAAGUGGACGUGAAGAAGGUCACUCCGGGGAUCGUGGAGAAGGCGAAGCAGGUCUUGCGGGCACACCCGCAGGUGCGCGCGAUCUUGAUGGAGUGCACGGAGCUGCCACCCUACAGUGAUGCCGUGCGCUACUUCUGCGGCGUCCCGGUCUUCGACGCCAUCACGGCCUGUGACUUUUACAUCGCCUGCCCACUGUCUAUGCACUGAGUAGCUAGCGCAUCGCUACCUACUAGCAAGGGCAUUACUAGUAGUAGCUUCUCUAGCAAAAAGACGAAACAUUGUUGUGCUCAUGUUUGUUCGUCUAGGUUGGAGGCCUCCGCUUCUAGGUUGGAGGCCAUCGCUAUUAGGUUGGAGGCCAUUGCUAUUAGGUUCGAGGCCUGUGUGCUCUAUAUUUCUUCGUCAACCAACCCAGGGCAGGGAAUCUCGAGCAGUCUAGAAAGACACGUUCUUGAGAAAGAACAAAUAGUAUGGCCAGGAGCCCCUAGUAGCGUCCUUGCUCCUAGUAGCGAUGCC